UAUAAUGACGACUUAGUUACUUCAUAGCUAAAGUAGUGAGCGCGUGACUCCAUGCUCGAUCUCCUUUUACCCGACAUUUUUUGAAAGUCUGGGGAAAUUACUAACCAAUGAAAAUCCGGUCAUCCGAGGACCCCUAAUAUUGUAUACUCAAACCAAACUAUCUACAACUCUAUUUACCAUUUCCACUCAUAGUAUAAUUCCUAUUCUUCGUCUCAAAAAGGCUCAGAAUAGUUGGGAUUGAGUUGAAAAAAAGCCUUUGAAUCGCUUAUUCUCACCGUUUAACCGGUUGGUUAAAAUCAGCUAAUUUCUACCAGAUGGGUCUUAAGCCCGGCUUGAUAAACAACAACCCUUCACCGUUAGACUCUCAAAUGCAUCAUCCACAUCCUCAACCAUUACUUCUGCUGCUGGUGGUUUCACGACCCUAUCAAGCCGAUCAACCCAAGCAGUCACAAGACAAUGACGAUAGUAUCGCCCCAGAUAAAUCGAGUUCCUCUGAAGAGAGUAAUUCAAAGAAAUCUAAACGAAGGGAUUCAAAUGAUAAGAGUGAUAAAUCUCAAUCCAAUUUUAAAUUGAUAGAGACUACAACUGGUAUUCGAGUAUCACAAGCCUGUGAUAGAUGUCGAAUUAAAAAAAUUAAAUGUGAUGGACAAUACCCAUGUCAUAAUUGUAAAAAAGUUGGGUUUGAAUGUAAAACUAGUGAUAAAUUAACAAGAAGAGCAUUUCCUAAGGGUUAUACAGAAAAUUUAGAAAAGAAGUUGAUUGAAAUGGAAGAAGAAAAUCGAUUAUUGAAAUUAAAAUUGUCUGGAACUAAUGAUAAUGAUCAUGAUAAUGAUAAUGAAGUUGAUAAUGCUAGUAAUACUAGUAACACUAAUAUUGAUACCAUAGCAUCAACACCAAUCUCAGUACCAAUGGAUCAUACAGUUAGUUCCACUCCAAAUCUUGUAACUUCCAAUAAUAAAGUAUUAUUAACUAAUCAAUCUACUCAUCAAACUGUUCAAAUUAAUAAUCCUAUAGAUCAAAUAUUUAAUCUUGAUUCUAAAGGAAUUAUUAUAGGUAAUGAUAAUAUUAAUUUUGAAUCACAAUUCAAUCAUUUAUUAAUUAAUUUAAAUUUACCAUUUUUAAAAAUCACUAAUUCUCAUAAUUUCUUAUUAGAUGAUCCCAAUAGUUAUUUAUAUCAUCCAUCUUAUCAUUUUUAUAAUCAAAUUCAUAAUAAAGAUUUAGAUGUUAUUUAUAAUCCAUUAACUGGGAAUCAUUCUAUUCCUACCAAUCCAACAGCUUUAGGUUCAACUACAGAUAUUGAACAUAUAUUAACCAAUAAUCAAUUUCCAUUAGAUAUUUAUGAUUUAUUUAUUAAAUUAAUUAAUAAUUUUAAAAGAUUAUUUAAUAAUAAAAAGGAAUUAGAUAAUCAAAUCAUUCAAUAUUUUUUAAAUUAUAAUGUAUUUAUACCAAUAUUUGAUUAUAAACAAUUUAUUGCAUCUUAUGAAGCAUUUCAUACUAUGUAUCCAUUUAUUUUUACAUAUGAUGAUUCAACCAUUAAUGGAUUUAAUUUAUCAAGCAAUAAUGAUUAUCAACUUGUUAAUGAAUAUUUAAUGACAAUUAUUCAAAUAUAUGCUAUGGUAAUGAUUAAUGAUCCCACUAUAAAUUUAAAUUUAUUACUAAAUCAUACUGAUCCAAAUUUUACUUUAAAUAUAAAGAAAUCAAAUUCUAAUCCAAAGGAUAAUAAUUCAAUUAUAAAAUCUUUAUAUGAUUUUUUACCUUAUUUUAAUAAUUUUCAUGUAUCAAUAAAUCAACUUCAAACUUAUGAAUUAUUCUUAUAUUAUUCUUUAUUAACUAAUAAUAAAGAAAAAUCUUUAAUCUUAUCUUCACUUAUUAAUUCUUUUAUUGGAAUUUUAGGAAUAAAUUUAAAUUCUAAAAAUUUAUUCUUUAAUGAUUUAUCAUUAAAUUUAAUUCAAAGAAGAAAUCGAGUUAAAAUUUUUUGGGUAUUUAAAGUAUUAUUAAAAUGUUUUAAUUUGAAAUUUGGCUUUAAACCUAGUUUAAAUACUACUGUUAUUAAUCCUGUAACCAUUGAUAGAUAUUUUCAAUUAACUCCUGAAAAAUUAUCUGGAUUAUUGGAUGAUGAUAAAACUAAUGAUAGUUUAUUUAAUACUUUAUUAAAACCAAGUAUUGAAUUUUUAAAUUUAACUAAUAUAAUUAUUCCUUCAUCAUUUUCUCCAAAUUAUUAUGAAUAUCUUAAAAAAUCAAAAAAGAAGGAUAGUUUACAUUCUCAUCAUCCUCAUCAAAAACAUCUUGAUUGGAUUUUAAAAGAAGAUGAUGGAGAAGGUAAUGAUGGUAAUUUAAAUUAUAAUUUUAGUCAAUUUUUAACUAUUGAUAAAAAUUUAUCUAAUUGGAGAAAUUCUUUAAAGGAUAAAUCUAUUAAUUUAACUAGUUUACAUACAGAAAUGGGUUUAUCAAAUAUUCUUAAUAUUACUACUAAUAAUUUAUAUCAUGACCUUAAAGAUGUUUCUAAUUUUAAUAUGGGAAUUACUCAAGAAGGAUUUGUUAAUUAUUAUACAACAGGUUUACCUGAUAUUCAUACAGCAUCUCAAUUAAUUAAAAUUCAAUUAAAUUUUCAUUAUUGUUUAAUAAGAUCUAUGAAUUACUUAAAUUUUAUUGUGGAUAAGGAAUUAAAAUAUAAUUAUUAUAUUGAGAUUUCAAAAAUUAGUCGCGAAGUCUUAAACUACUUUAUUUUAAUAUUUGAUCAUGCAAGUAAGUCUGUCGAAGUUAAGCUCGAUCCUAAGGGGUAUAACCAUAAUAAUAUUGUUAUGGAAAGUUUAGGAUUAGAUGUGGAUGAAGAUGGAUUUGUGAUAAAUGACUUUUCAGUUAAAAGAAGAAGAGCAUCAAAUUCUAAUAAUCAAAAUGUUAUUAAACGUUUAACCAAAGAAAUACCAAUCUCACCCUUUAAUCCGAUGAUGAAUGGAUUAUCUAUGACUAUAAUUAAUCUUAAAAAAUCGAUGAUAUUACAAAUGUUAUACCUUUUAAUUUGCCAAUUAAAAUUCUUCAAACGUAAAGAAAUCAACUUAAUUGAUGAUUCUAUUCAAGUUAUAAAUAAAGCAGCCGAUUUAUUUAUUAAAGUAUUUAUUAAUUAUAAAGUUGGGGUUAAUAGAAAGGAUCCUAAAAAAGUUAAAGAAGAUAAAUUGUUUGAAAAAUUAAUGAAUGAUGAAUUAAAAGAUGAGAUAUUGAAAUCUCAAGCUGAUGAUGGUGAUGAAAGUGACGAUGAUGAUGAUACUAUUCUUGAUUAUUAUCAACAAAUUGAUUGGGAUGAUGAAGAAAUGGAUGAAGAUUUGAAAUAUUUAAAAAUUUUGAAAUUUGUCAAGUAUAAAAGCAAUACCAUUUUGGAUAAGAUUCUACAAGAUAAAGAUGACAAGGUUUCCGAUUCUUCAAUCCCUUAUCAUAACCAUCAUCACCAUCAUCAUCACCAUCAUAACCAUUAUUCUCAAGUGAAGCAAGAAAGUACUCCUUCUUCCCUUGAUUCCAAACCAUCACAACUGCAACUCCAUCAGCAUUCACAAACACAAGGACAAACGCAACUUCCUUCACAUAUUUCCCAAGCUAGUAGCUCUCCAUCAAACUUCUAUGCUAACUCCGGAUAUACUUCUUUUUCCAAAGUUCCAUCAUUAUCGAAGUUUGAUUUCUUUGAUGGAACCACAGCUACAGGGACUCCUUCUAAUUUGACAGCAUUAACUCCACAAGAUGAAGAAUUAUCGAAGAAGGAAAAAUUGGUUAUUAAUGAUCUAAUGAACCUUAGACGUGGUAGUCAAGGAAAGCUCUAUAAUCAAGGGAAUACCAAUUGGAAUAAUAGUACUGGAAGUUCAUAUGGUAAUUCAUCCAAUCCAUGAUUUAUAUUCUCUCUAUUUAUUUUGUACAGUUACUGUAUUAUAAAUUGUAUUUCGUCAUUUAUUUAUUUAUUUAUAUUUAUUUAUUUUAAAUGAACAAUUCUUUGUCUCAU
Molecule: messenger RNA, 3985 nt
Organism: Scheffersomyces amazonensis
Lineage: Eukaryota; Fungi; Ascomycota; Pichiomycetes; Serinales; Debaryomycetaceae
Gene: ZCF16
Product: Zcf16p
Exons: 1
Coding region: 315-3875 (1186 amino acids)
Biological process (GO): positive regulation of transcription by RNA polymerase II
Molecular function (GO): zinc ion binding; sequence-specific DNA binding; DNA-binding transcription factor activity, RNA polymerase II-specific
Source: RefSeq, a predicted model, not a curated record